Sinocyclocheilus rhinocerous is the source of this 1630-nucleotide messenger RNA. Its product is annotated as ubiquitin-associated domain-containing protein 1-like. Gene Ontology annotation, cellular component: ubiquitin ligase complex. Gene Ontology annotation, molecular function: protein binding. The record is from RefSeq and is a predicted model, not a curated record. Lineage: Eukaryota; Metazoa; Chordata; Actinopteri; Cypriniformes; Cyprinidae. The coding region runs from base 284 to 1291 and encodes 335 amino acids. The transcript has 10 exons.
GCGACCGACCGCUGUCGCUCUCGAGUCGCAGGUGUCAACAGAGCGAGCGUCCCUGCUGCAGCUGGAAACCUAUCAGUCCCGUCGAAAUAUAUCAGUCCUAUGGAGCGGGCGGGCAGUACAGAUCGGACGGCCUGAAAAUGUUCGAAUGAGACCGUGAGCUCGUGUCUGUUGCCAGGGCACGUUUAAGCGGGGAAGAGGGCGGCUUUCCGGGCUGUAGACAGCGGGCUCGCGAAGCGUCUUCAGCGGGGAGCGCUGCGGUCCUGCCGCCGCCGCUGCUGCUACAAUGUUCGUGCAGGAGGAGAAGAUCUUUGCAGGCAAAGUCCUGAAGGUCCACGUCUGUACCGUGGAGGGUACCGAGUGGCUGGAGGAAGUCACGGAAGACACCACUAUAGAGAAACUCAAGGAGAAAUGCUUAAAGCAUUAUGUCCAUGGAAGUCUAGAGGAUCCUAAAACUCUUACACAUCACAAACUCAUUCAUGCUGCCACUGAGAGAAUUCUCACCGAAUCCAAAACAGUUGCUGAGGAAAAUCUUAAAGACAAAGACUGCUUAUUAUUGAUAAAGAAAAGACCUCCGCAGGCUCCACCAAAAAUGGCUGACAUAUCUUCUGAAGAGAAGAAGAAGCAAGAGAACAAAGCGCCAGAUAUGGACGGCAUCCUCAAAGCCACAGCAAACCUGUCCACUCGCAACACUGACCGUGCUGUAACUCAACACAAUAUCAGAGAUUUUCAAACAGAGCUGAGGAAGAUUCUGGUCUCACUUAUUGAGGUGGCUCAGAAGCUGCUGGCUCUGAAUCCAGAUGCUGUUGAGCUCUUCAAAAAGGCCAAUGCCAUGCUGGAUGAGGAUGAGGAGGAUCGUGUGGAUGAAACGGCCCUGCAGCAGCUGACUGAGAUGGGUUUCCCUGAGAGUCGUGCUGUGAAGGCUCUACGCUUAAACCAUGACACAUCUGAAGCAGUGAUUGCACUGAUGGAGAUGGGCUUCGAUGAGAAAGAGGUGAUUGAUGCCCUCCGCGUCAAUAAUAAUCAACAGGAUGCAGCUUGUGAAUGGCUGCUGGGUGACAGAAAGCCCACCCCUGAGGAUCUGGACAAGGGCAUUGAUACCAGCAGUCCCCUGUUUCAGGCUAUCCUGGAGAAUCCCGUCGUACAGCUUGGUCUCACAAACCCCAAGACUCUUCUAGCCUUUGAGGACAUGCUGGAGAACCCGCUGAACAGCACGCAGUGGAUGAAUGAUCCUGAGACAGGUCCCGUCAUGCUCCAGAUCUCCAGAAUCUUCCAGACACUCAACCGCACGUAAAGCACACCUCAUCUGUGGAGCGGCCAGAACCACAGCAUAGCAUAGGGAAAAAGGUCAAUAAUUUAAAAGAGAAGUGUGUGUGUGCGUGCGUGCGUGCGUGUAUAGUUUAUGUGUGUGCGCGUGUAUUUGGCAUAACUAUUGUUUUAAGUGGAGAAGUCACAAAAGAUGAAUGUAAAAAUACGAUGAUGACAUUUUCACAUCAUGUUAUACAGAGGAAAAUAUCUAUUUAUAACUACACAACACUUGUACAAAUACAAUGUAAGCAGUAACUUAAUGAUAAAUAGCUAACUCAAUUAUUUAGUUUUUUAUGUUUUAAUAUGAUCUGUUUUUAAUUAUAUU